AUGCCGACUACGUUGGUUUGUGAAAUCACCACAGAAAAGCAGGAAUUUCUGUCGUUUUGUGCUGAUAAUCCUUUUACCUCGUGUACCCAUAAAACUAAUCUCCGUUGUCCUUCCAUCUUCUGA
Caenorhabditis briggsae is the source of this 123-nucleotide messenger RNA. The transcript has a single exon. The record is from RefSeq and is a predicted model, not a curated record. Lineage: Eukaryota; Metazoa; Nematoda; Chromadorea; Rhabditida; Rhabditidae. Bases 1 to 123 code for a protein of 40 amino acids.